AUGCCUCGUAGGCAAAUGACCAUAGCGGCGUUACGUAGCCACUUCAAGGCUCAGAAGGCCGCCCGUCAUGCCUACCAUUUGGACGUCAAUACAUCUAAAGACGUGCUUUGGCCGAAGGCCAAGCUAACUCUUUCUACAGGAGGGCGUGCGUUAGACACCGGAUGCUCUCUCGAGCGAGAGGGUGCCAGACAGUCGGAACCGCUGUGA
This is a messenger RNA of Strongylus vulgaris, 207 nucleotides long. The record is from the annotation of a GenBank genome assembly. Lineage: Eukaryota; Metazoa; Nematoda; Chromadorea; Rhabditida; Strongylidae.